This is a messenger RNA of Stegostoma tigrinum, 4933 nucleotides long. It is a transcript of the gene cpap, whose product is annotated as centromere protein J. NCBI's taxonomy places the organism in Eukaryota, Metazoa, Chordata, Chondrichthyes, Orectolobiformes, Stegostomatidae. Bases 225 to 3785 code for a protein of 1186 amino acids. The transcript is spliced from 16 exons. The record is from RefSeq and is a predicted model, not a curated record. Gene Ontology annotation, biological process: cilium assembly; centriole elongation. Gene Ontology annotation, molecular function: tubulin binding. Gene Ontology annotation, cellular component: centriole; centrosome; nucleus.
GUUUCAAAAUGGCGGUAGAUUUAAGAUCAAUGUGGGGAAGUUGGGAUUGUCAGUUAAACUGCCGUUCUCGCGCACGUUGGGGAAAUGUCGGCUGUUCGUUCCUGGAAGACUUCUUGGUGUCUUAGCGAUGGUCAGAUGGUAACAUCCCACGUGAUCCUCCUCAAAAGCCGAGAAUUGUGAGACGCUUGGGGCACCAAAACAAUUCCUAUGAUCAAAACAAUUUGAUGGACAAUUUGAAUGUGUCUGCAAUGAUUAACAACCAAGGACAGCAUUUCUUGACUGAAUGGACAACGGAUGUUGCUCGUGCAGGGGUGAUAUUGAAUGCUCCUUUUUGUUUCAAUGGUACUAACUCAACUCCAGAAUGUAGAAGUGUAAAUGACUCAUUCAGUGCUCAGUUUAUUCCACUUCAGUUCUCAAACGACAGCAGUUGCAUCAGCAUAGAUUCUCUUCAUGAUGAGCCUGUUUUGAAAGUAGAUACACCAAAUGGAAAGGUACAAACUGCUCUUGAAAUCAAUAGUUCGUUGACUUCAGAUCUUCAUUCAAAUGUAAUACAGCACACUUCUUCGUCGCCAAGUUGCUUAUUGUCCUGUAAUAAUGAAGCAGUGAAGCACAUUGAAGAAAAGACUGCAUGUGAUAAUGCUGUCUUGCAAAGACUUGAACAGUUAAGAGAGUGGCAACAGGAAAGACAAGAGCAACUAAAGAAGCAGCAUCAGGAGCAGCUUCAGCGACUGGUGCACGAACAACAGACACUACUUGGUCUUAUUGGUACGCAACAAGGAUUUUCGGGAACUUUAAGUAAAUUGCAAAAUACAGAAAAACAAUAUCUUGUUAAUGCUGUCAAGCAAAGAGAACGGCAUACUAAACAUGACAAUGAUGUCCUCGAAGGUGAAAGCAAAGUCCAGGAUGAACCAAAUUCAGGAUGUUCAUUUUCAGGAGAACCUUCAAACACACAUCAAGGAAAUAAAGAUUGUACAAGUACAUCUUUCCUUCCAUCUCCAUCUGAAAAACAUGAUCAUAAAGAUCCUCUAUCCUUUACAGCUUUAGAGGAAAGACCAAUUAGACCUGGACCAGAUAUACGGAAGGAAACUUAUGAAGAGUACUUGGAGAAACAGAUGCAAAUGGAAGAAGAGAGGUUGAAACAACAACAACUUAAAUUGAAUCAUUCACAGGACAGAAAAAAUCAAAAGAGAAAGUUUCUGAAGCGUGGUGAAGGACUAGCAAGAUUCUCAAAUGUUAAGUCAAGAUAUUUGACAUCCAAGAAAACAACUGAUAAGGAAACAAACAUAACGAACCAACAGACAGCUGGUUCUCAAAGUUCAGUGAACACAAUACAUGAAAAAUUGCAGUGUAAAUUCACAAUAUUAAACAAAGAAAAUCAUUUCGGAAGCUCAGCUGGGCUUAUCAAUAAUCCAGCAGCAAAUAGUAAAGGAAAGUACAACUCUGCUUUGUGUGUUAAAAAGUUAACUGCUUUGGAGAAUGGUAAAGAAGAAAACUCCCUCCGGUCACCUCUGAAAAUGCAGGCAGACAGAAAAAAAAUUACAUCAGUUGGUAAAAUUCAAAAUAUCCCUAAAAUCACUAAAACGGAGAGUGCAAACAUGGCUCAAAAAUACGAACAGAGUGCAUCAAAACAAACUGGACAGAGCACUGUGACUUCAGGUAGACCAACAGCAGUUCAUAAUGGUGGUAAAUUUCACACAAAUGAACAUGUGGUUCCUCUAUGGCCAAGUAAUAAAGAAGCAAAUGGACAUGAAUAUACACUUGAAACAUCAUUUCAGAAAAAUUUGGAGAAGUGGAACAAGGAAAAAGAGAAAGAAAAUAUAGAAUUGAAUGAAUUUGAAUUUCUGGAGGAGGCGGCUGAAGAACUUUCCUUCUCUAGUAAUUCUUCCUUUGUACUAAAAAUGGUACAGGGUAACUGGCAAAACAAUGAAUGUCGCAGAUUGUCAUCUACCCCAGUCAAAUCUGAGCAACACCAAACCAUUGAAAAUUCAAAUGGGUUGGUGCAUUGUGGGAAUACAGAUUUUGAGGAAAAUGUUAAUCUUAAAAGUCAUAAUGUGUUAGAACAUAGGAAUGGGGUAAAAGAAAAUGGGAAAACUGUUUUAGACUCAUCAGCCACCAAUAAAGUAGCAUUCAAAGCUGUUGACUGUGAUCCUUUAGAGGAUGAAUAUAGCAAUUGUAAUAUCACUUUGGAUUCUGAAAUCGAUGACCUUGAGUCCACACUGACAACUGAAAAAACGAGGAAGCAGUCUGUAGUCUGCAGUAGUGACAAAGAAGAUGACCCUAAAUCUAAAUGUAGAAAAAAACCAACAGAUAUUCUCAGUAAAGCCAAGAACGUGGAUACAGAUCUUGACUUGUCGUCCUCCUCGUCGUCUGAUGUUGAUAUUGAAAUGCCUACUGUAAUAGAAAACAGAAAGGUUUUUUUGAGCCAGAAACAAGAUUCAUCUCUCUUCAAUUCCAGAUGUGAAAGCAGUUCAACUUUGCAUCAAGAAAAUGCUGAUUUUGAUGAUGAACAGACAUGGACUGACCUGGACGAAAGUGGAUUAAUUAAACAUGAAGAUAACUCAGCAGAGCCUGCUAAUUCUUCUGUAGUAGAUCAAUGUUUCUGUUCUGGAAGAACUAAUGAGGAUAAAACUAUGCAAAGAAAAGUUGCUUCUGCUAAGAAGGGAGAUGAUGUGGAGGAAAAGAACAUGGACAAAGCCACAGAAUCGCCCCCAGUCACUGAUUUGAUAAAGAGAUUGUUUCCUUCACUGAAAUCCAAGACUGAGCCUGGAUUUGAUCAAGGACUGGAACAAAAAUUUAAAGCUGUGAAUGAUAAACCAAUAGGUGCUGGUAUCCAGUCCAAGUUACUGAGGGAUAAACUGGCAGAAUUAGAACAUGAAAUUAACCAAUUUCGAGCAGAAAAUGCUACAUUGGCCAAACUCCGAAAUGAGAGAGAAAAAGCCAUGGUGGACCUCAGGAAAGAAAUUGCAGACUUUGAACGUAAGAAAACCGGACAGUUAACUCAAUUCGAGGAAUAUAAAAAAGAAGAAUUAAAACGACUCCAAAAAGAGCGAAUGAUUUUUGAAAAACAUGCUGCUGCUGCAAGAGCAAUCCCUGACAAAAAGGAAAGGCAAGAAAUACAGGCACUGAAACGGCAGAUUGUCGAUUUGCAGGAAGAACUAAAACGAAAAGAAUUAAGAUGGUCAAGUAUUCAUGCAAGACUUCGAAACCAGAUUGAUACAUUGACUAAGGAGAACAGAGAGCUCAGAGAUGAAGUUAACAUUAUGGAAAGACUUCGGUUGGAAACUUGGAAGAAAGCUGAGGCUGUAAUUGAGAAGAAAACGGACACCACGUCUCCAGGACUAAACAAAACAGAAUUAGCAGUUCAACCAGAUGUUCAGAAAGACAGAGGCAGAGCUGCACUGACAGGAGGGAAGAAAAUCUCUCGCAUGAUUGAACAGACUACCCCAAGAGAUGUUAAACUUGGACAAGCUGUGAAAUUAUCUGCUCCCACAGUGACCAGAAAUAGGUUAAAAGAAAGUUCUGUUUCAAUAUCUUCUGCAUCCCUCACUGAUGUGACUGAUUCUGCAAUGGGUACGAUGAUGCACUCAGAGCUCUCUGAAAAUUCUCCAAACUCUAAUGGGGUUUCAGCACCGGCUGGAUCUCAGACUCUUGAGCCUAAUGCAACUGAGGAUGAAAUUCAAGAAGUGAUUAAGUAUCCAGAUGGAAAGGAAAACUUGAAUUCUAGUAUCUUGUGGGAUUUUACCCUAAGAGGAGAAGAGGAAAUUGACAACUGGAGAAAGCAGUGAGAGAGACAGGUAUUGGCAACAAUAGAAAGUGAAAGUCAGGAAAGAAUCUACCAGUUUGAAAAGGACCAGAUGGGUGCAAAACAUCAGAAACUGGACAGAGAAACAUAUGAAAGCCACACAAAUUUGAAACUAACAGAGACAAAUACCUAUGGCCCCUUGUAAACUAUAAUUACUAAUAAAUGGAUAGAAGAAAAAUUCACAUUGGUUGUCACCUCCGAAAAGCCACAAAAUGCUUCACUGAUGUCAUGCAGGGGGCGCUUUAACUUUCAGCUUGUCUUACUAUACUUAGUAAUGUUUGAUAUUGACACUGCUGCAAAAUAGGACAGUGUUCCAUUACUUAGCGUUUGCAUCUAUUGUCCGGAACAAUCAUCCAAACUAAGUAUAGGAAUUUUUUUCUUUGUAUUAGGGAAAUCUUAGCAGAUUAGAUACCGUCAUGAGUUUAUGCUUCUAGCUUUGUUAUCCAUCGCGGGGAUAAGUUGUUGUUGAAUCAAAUGUGUUUCCAGUCGUAUGUAUUGAUGCAGUCGAUGUGGAAACAACUAACCACUGUCUCAAAUUUUCCUAUUCCAUGGAAAGAUACCUUGUCAUUUGGUUAUCAGGUACGUACACAGAAACUUAACUGCAUGUUGAAUCAGAAGUACCCUAAGAGCUUGCACAUCACUAGUUUGAAGCCCAACAUUGUCAUAACUUUUAUCGUUCUUGGUUUUGAGGAAUUUUGGGUAAUCUCUUACCACAUUAACAAGAUUACAAGAACACCUUCUGUUAUGUAAUACCCUGCAAUGAAAUUCUGUGAAAGCAUCAAGUUUGAAUUUAAUUAUCGUACACCCCCAUCACUUAAAGACAGCAAUAAGUAGGCAGUGAACUGAUCUCCUUUUAAAAUUUAUAAGAUUUUGCCAGUUGAAUCACAAGCUCUUCCGACAAACUAAGUUUAGAAAAUAUGCCAAUUAUUAACUUUUUUCUUUAUACGUUUUAGUUGCCUGUUAUUUCCUGAGUUUUCUAUUUCUUGUAUUUAAGAAUAAUUUCUUUUGUAGGUUGAACAGGUGUUAAGAAGUGGACGUCACGUAAUUAUAUUUUGUAAUGGUACCCGUAAAGAAAUUAGUGCAGAUGGGAAAACUAUUAGAGUGACCUUCUUCAACGGGGAUGUAAAACAG